CCCUUAGUAUUAUUUAUACCCUAAUCUGUGCAUGAAUUUAAGGGAAAACUCUUCUCAACUUCUCAAACACAAACCAUACAUGGAAACCAGUUUUCUAAGCAGCAAAUGCAUGUAUCAUAACAAGAUCAUGUCUUUCACACCUUUUAUGUCACUAAAAAAAUCAGAUCAUAAUGUUUUCGAGGUAACAAACAAUCAAAAGAUAAUAACUUGCUACCAUGAUAGAUGGUUUGAUCAUUUAGCCAUUAAUCAUCUUUCUAAAAACCUACAAGCUGUAGCAGGUAUUCAAGUAGAGAAGAAAGGCUAUGAUGGUUUGUUGGAGACCUGUAAAGUAGUGACUGUGAAGUUUGAUGCAGUAAAACAAAGGCAACUCAGCUUGGAAAGUCUUAAAAGAUCCAUUCCAGAGAGUUUUUUUUCUUUGUUGAAGGCAUUGGUACCACAUUCUAAGUUUACAAGAGAAUUGCUUGCCAAAUUUACAGCCUUGUUUUUUACUUGGCUAGUUGGACCUUCUGAGUUAAAGGAUUCUGAGUUCAAUGGAGGACGAGAGAAGAACGUGGUGCACGUAAAGAAAUGCAGGUUUUUAGAGAGCUCUAAUUGUGUGGGAAUGUGCACCAAUCUUUGCAAGUUUCCAACUCAAACAUUCAUCAAGGAUUCUUUGGGAAUGCCUGUAACCCUGAUCCCUAAUUUUGAAGACAUGAGUUGUGAUAUGAUAUUCGGCGAGGAACCACCAAGUGCAGAUGCAGAUCCAGCAACAAAACAACCUUGUUAUAAACUAUGUAAAAUCAAUAAGAGUCACACCACUCAAAGGUGCUCCUAGUAUAAUUCCAUGCUACAACCAUGCUAACUUGCGCGGACCUGCAUGCAAAGGGGUUCAGAUCCUGUAGGUCAUAACCUAGUUGUAUUCUGUAAUCUGUACUUUUUAAGAUCAAUAAAAUUGCCUCUCUUUGCA
Messenger RNA from Spinacia oleracea (spinach), 946 nucleotides. RefSeq names its product beta-carotene isomerase D27, chloroplastic. The record is from RefSeq and is a predicted model, not a curated record. Gene Ontology annotation, cellular component: plastid. Gene Ontology annotation, molecular function: iron ion binding; cis-trans isomerase activity. The coding region runs from base 32 to 814 and encodes 260 amino acids. Gene Ontology annotation, biological process: strigolactone biosynthetic process. Lineage: Eukaryota; Viridiplantae; Streptophyta; Magnoliopsida; Caryophyllales; Amaranthaceae. The transcript has 7 exons.